AUGGCCGACUCCCUUGCGGCAGAAGGUGAAUGUAAGCUGUUGCUCAGGGCAAAGCAUCCUUUGGUGUUCCUGGAGUUAGAGCCAGGAAGAUUAACAUAUCAGGAGUUAAAGUUUGUGCAAAAUAGAAGACCCAAGAGGAUCUAUAGAGAGAAGCAUGUGCCCGGGAGUUUUUUUAAGGGAGGCCGAGACAUCCACCUCACCUCUUUUGAAUGGAUCGCACUGAGUGGCGCAGAGUGCACGCUUACAUUCAGAGGAAUGUUGAUUUUGAUCUUUGCAACUUAAAAGAGUUCUAUGGAAAGGCAAAUAAGAAAAAAGAAUAAGUCAUCCUGGACCUGAAUCAAGUCGGGACACCUCCCGUACUUGCAGAGCAAGGAGUUGUGAUUAUUUCAUGGGAAUCAGCAGGAGUCUUGCCCUCACUCUUCGCCUGUGAUGAUGAUGGACUUACCCAGCCAGCCCCUGUCUGAGGAGGUCAGCUGAAGACGACACCACGCAGCUAAGUCUGGAUUAGCCGGCCGAACGAGUUUCAAUGCUCCUCCACAUUCUAAGAUGAAGUUAUGGAAAGGUGCUACUUUUGCCUUCGUGCUCUGCGGUGCAGCCCUGUCCACCAUCCUCGUUAGAAACAUGGCCACAAUCGGACAGUUCAAGCUCAAGACCAAACACACAAACACGUCUUCGCCCUUACUGAGACCGUCCGCCUCGUCCGGGUCAACGUCCAGGAUAUCAUUAUCCUCUUCCGACGAUUCGAGGGAGCUUUCCCAGCAGACAGAAGGUCCCCGUCGGAAGAUCCGCUCAACAGACAACAACGUCAACACCAUCCUGUCAGACUUUUCGAGGAUGCUCCAGAGCUUCACAGAGGGCGAGCUUCAGCAUGUGGUUGAGAGCUUGCUCGAUAAGAAGAGGAGGAAGGGCCAGCCUCCAGGAAAGAGCCAAACCAGAAGGACUAAGAGAGCCCGCAGGGCUAAGCCCUGCUCUCUGAGGAAGCUGGUGCUCACGGUGAGCGAGCUGGGCCUCGGCUACAACAGCGAGGAAACGGUGCAGCUGCACUACUGCAGCGGCAAAUGUGCCGCCCACCGGCAGAACUACGACAUCACCAUGGAGCACAUGGUUCGGACGGGCUUCAGGGAGAGAGGACGCAGGGACAAAGUCAGCAACGGGCCCUGCUGCAGACCGACUGCAUUCGAAAAGGGCUUUUACUUCCUGGGUAAUGACAACCGCUACCACAUGAUACAGAACGUGUCUGCAAAACACUGCGAGUGUGUAUGACCCAACGGAGCGGAAACCCUCCCUUUGUCAUGUUGCUCUCAGCUUCUGUAAGAAGACUCAAACAUGGAUUCUGUUCCGUGAUUAAAGGAAUGGAAUAUAAGCUGGAAGAGAGGAGGAAACAGUGGGAAUACGUUUAUGGCUGCUCCACUGCUACCUGCAGUCCCAUGCUGACAUUCGGGAGCCUGUCACCUCAUAUUGGAACCGAGUCUCGUGAACUGCGGGUGCCGUGUUUGGCGUCCACGUGAAAUGAGAAGGAAACGAAAAAGACACCUCCCACCCAAAGGUUCUUCUCUAUCUGUGUAGUAACACUGUCACCUGUGUCACGUUGUGACGUUUGAGUGGCUGCACGCCCGUCGGACUGGUGGCGUUUUCCACCGGAGUGGACCAGUUCGUUGCUGUUACUGCGCUUCACACACGCAAUUCUCCAAAUCUCAGAAUCUACCGAGAUGAAAACAACUAAAUGUUAUGUAAUAUUUAAUUGCCUACGCUUACCUCAAAUUCUGCACCGGACAUUUUUUUGCCCACCGACCCGAUGACAAUGUUGAGUUGUGACACAGCACCAGAACACAUGUCGACUUAAAGGUGUGUUGAGUUGUUACGAUCACACAACAUUUUGUCGCUUUUUAGUUCCCAGCUCAUACACAUAAAUGUACUGAUUGCAGUGUUAUUACACAGGUACAAGCAGCCCAUUCCCGCUUCUCCUGCAAAGGUCACUACAGAACCUGGGAAGGCAAACCCAUUUGAGAAAAAUAUAAUCUAUUAAGCUAACUUUAUCCAAGGAACAUAACCCAUAACUUCAGCCAAGUAUCCAGAAGAAUAAAGACAGGAAGAAAAAGUCUUCAUAAACACAAAAAAGCAGUUUCAAGGUUGGAUUUGAACACAGCCCUCAUGUUUAAGAGUCAAGUGUCUGUUCCCCUCUCCCCUCCAAACUUCUUAAUGCUUAUGAGGUCUUUCUGUUUGCCUUCAUCAUUGGUACAGUCAGUGUGCCAGUGUACGUUUACAUGCACUGUUAAGUUGAGGCACAGUUAGAGUUUAAUCCAACCACUUAACUGGAACCUUGUCCUUUUCCCAGUGUACGUGCAGGAAGUGGAAACUGAGUUAUUGACCGACCAUGUCUGACACCACAACGCUGUGAACUGUGUGAGAAAAUGCUGAAGAUGUUCUGCCUCUUUCUGAGAUCCAUCAUCCCAUGCAUGUGUUAGUCUAGUUUUUUUGUUCACUUACAGGAAACCUUUUUUCACAUAGUGACGGUAUGGAAAUGCUUUAAUGGAGUUAAUGGGCUGCAUGUCAGUGAUUUGUUCAGCCAUCUGACAAAAGCAACAGAAAAAGAUAUGAUAUAGAAAUUAUAACCCUCAUACUAUAACUAUGUGAUAAGGAUGAGAUUGGUUUUUAUGGGAGUUUGGAAGCAUAAAUAAACACUCUAAACACAUUGCUUGAGGUUAGUCACUAAAGUUAGCAUCUUUUAGGGGGCCUGGAACUAAAGAACAUGUGGAGAAAACUUUGGACAUAUUGAGUCCUUUUGAGAGCAUGCAUGCAUAACUAAAUUAAAAAUCAAAAUCUUGGUGUCUUAGUAUGGCUUGGAGAAUGUUUGGUCUGAUUUCAGUUGGGCUAACAUGCUUAAAUGCAUUUCCAAAGAAGGCUUUUUGACUUGUGUUAAAACCUGACAAGAGGUGUUCUUGACAAAGAUGCAGAAUGUGAUAAGCUGGGAAUGAAAAUGAGUUGGUAAAAGAGGUAUUCAAAAUACUUUGACAGUAAAAUAAAUCAUUUUCUAUAGCUCCAUGUUUAUUACACACCUUAAAUAAUUGUGUUAUAUAUACAUAUAUAUUGUUUAGCCUGCUUUAAGAUAAACACUCUCACACUUUAGCAAUAGACAUGUGAAAAUAUGCCCAUCUGCUCUCCAUGGAGCAAAUCUUUCCCCUUUUUCUACUUUUUCAAAAUAAGCCCAUAUAUACCAUGUAAUUUACCCAUUAUUCUCUGGGACAAUUUUUUCCCUAAAUGAUUGCCAAAACACUCUAAGUCAUAUCAACUCUCAUUUUUAAACAUCUCUCAUCUCCAGUUCCAGGUGAUAUAACCUGUUUAAUUCUUUACUGUGGGUGUAAUUUGUGAAAGUUUACACCCACGCUAAUUUUAGCUGAUUGCAGAGCUCAACUGGAAAGGGAAGAAUGGUUUUAGUGAAAAGUAGUGACAUGUUUUCUUUUUCUUCACAGUGGCAGAAAAAUGAAGUAGACAUUUGAAUCUAAGGUCGUGUUUGCACCCAUAUGAAACUUUUCCUGACCCAUAACCCACACUUCAGCCUUCCAUGGGCCCUGAACAUGCCUCCCUGUUGUGUUGCCUGGCAGCCAUUGAAGUUAAUUAUCAAGCAUCUUUUUCACCCUCAAAGACAUGUUUUUUUUUUUUUUUUUUUUUUUUGGUUCACUGUAUCUGCCUGAAGUACAUUGAAUUGUUCAUUUUUGUAUUUUUGAUUGUUGUUGAGGAUGUAAAGGGAAAGGCGCAGAUGCGGUGCAUUGUUGUCGUAGUUUUUAUUGUAUUUAUUUGAAAAAUAAAUUAUGGAUUUGUAUUUAUUUAGAUUACAACACACAGAGAUGGGACAGCUUAUUAUCAUCAAGCUACUGUGCCAAAAUGUUUUACCUAACACUCUAUAUUGACGGAUGAAUAAACGUAAUUUCAGAGGC
Menidia menidia (Atlantic silverside) is the source of this 3935-nucleotide messenger RNA. Lineage: Eukaryota; Metazoa; Chordata; Actinopteri; Atheriniformes; Atherinopsidae. The record is from the annotation of a GenBank genome assembly.